This is a messenger RNA of Callorhinus ursinus (northern fur seal), 1266 nucleotides long. RefSeq names its product chordin like 2 (gene CHRDL2). NCBI's taxonomy places the organism in Eukaryota, Metazoa, Chordata, Mammalia, Carnivora, Otariidae. The record is from RefSeq and is a predicted model, not a curated record. Gene Ontology annotation, biological process: cell differentiation; negative regulation of BMP signaling pathway. Gene Ontology annotation, molecular function: BMP binding.
AUGGUUCCCGAGGUAAGGGUCCUCUCCUCCUUGCUGGGACUCGCGCUGCUCUGGUUCCCCUUGGACUCCCACGCUCGAGCCCGUCCAGACCUGUUCUGCCUUUUCCAUGGGAAGAGAUAUGCCCCCGGUGAAAGCUGGCAUCCCUACCUGGAACCACAGGGCCUGAUGUACUGCCUGCGCUGUACCUGCUCGGAAAAUGCCCAUGUGAGCUGUUACCGCCUCCACUGCCCUCCCGUCCACUGUCCCCAGCCUGUGACAGAGCCACAACAGUGCUGUCCCCGGUGUGUGGAACCUCACACCCCCUCUGGGCUCCGGGCCCCCCCAAAGUACUGCCAGCACAAUGGGACCAUGUACCAACAUGGAGAGAUCUUCAGUGCCCACGAGCUGCUCCCGUCCCGCCUGCCUAACCAGUGUGUCCUCUGCAGCUGCACCGAAGGCCAGAUCUACUGUGGUCUCAUGACCUGCCCAGAACCAGGCUGCCCCGCACCUCUCCCGCUGCCUGCAUCCUGCUGCCAGGCCUGCAAAGAUGGGUCAAGUGAGAGAUCAGCUGAAGAGGACACCACGCAGUCACAGCCUGGGCUGAGACGUUCCCAGGAUCCGUGUUCAGGGGACAGUGGGAGAAAGAGAGGCCUGGGCACCCCAGCCCCCACUGGCCUCAGCUCUCCUCUGGGCUUCAUCCCUCGCCACUUCCGACCGAAGGGGGCAGGCAGCACGACAGUCAAGAUUGUCCUGAAGGAGAAACAUAAGAAAGCCUGCGUGCACAGUGGGAAGACAUACUCGCAUGGGGAGGUGUGGCACCCAGCUUUCCGCUCCUUUGGACCCCUGCCCUGCAUCUUGUGCACCUGUCAGGACGGCCGCCAGGACUGCCAGCGGGUGACCUGCCCCACUGAGUACCCGUGCCAUCGCCCUGAGAAAGUGGCCGGGAAGUGCUGCAAGAUUUGCCCAGAGGACAAGGCAGACCCUGGCCCCAGUGACAUCAGGGCCACCAGGUGUCCGAAGGUGCCAGGCCGGGUCCUCGUCCACACUUCAGUAGCUCCAAGCCCAGACAACCUACAUCGCUUUGCCCUGGAGCAUGAGGCCUCUGAGCAGGUGGAGAUCUACCUCUGGAAGCUGGUAAAAGAUGAGGAAACUGAGGCUCAGAGAGGUGAAGUACCUGGCCCAAGGCCACACAGCCAGAAUCUUCCACUUGAUUCAGAUCAAGAAAGUCAGGAAGCAAGACUUCCAGAAAGAGGCACAGAACUUCCGGCUCCUCACCGGCACCCAUGA